Branchiostoma floridae (Florida lancelet) is the source of this 1077-nucleotide messenger RNA. RefSeq lists its product as uncharacterized. The transcript is spliced from 4 exons. The record is from RefSeq and is a predicted model, not a curated record. Lineage: Eukaryota; Metazoa; Chordata; Leptocardii; Amphioxiformes; Branchiostomatidae. Bases 92 to 577 code for a protein of 161 amino acids.
GUUUUCGUGUCCGGUACAUCGACUCACGGAGUCAUAGACAAAGCGGGGGCAUCGCAACCAGAAGAGCGUGAACCGGCGUACAGAGACAGUUAUGUCUCUCACAAGCUUCAAGCUACUUGUGCUUUUGAGUAUAGCCGCAAACCUCGCUGGGAUCACUCGUGGCCUCGCUAGAUCUACUGAAAUUACUGCCGCGGCACGUGACGAACAAGAAGGCCCGAAACAUCCACGAGAGUUGGCCAGGCCGUCUGAUGAAGUCAUGACUGACAGCCUAAAUUUGAUUGAUCCAUCACCUAAGCAGAAACGUCGCUUGCAAAGCAGCCAGCACUACGUGUGUGUGAGCCUCCCAUGGCGCCUCCUGCCGCAGACGUGUUUCUCCAGGCCCGGCAGACUGCCAGGCGGGAUGUCUAAGAUCCGGAAUACAGCCUCAACUGUAAACAUCCGAGGCUCUAGACUUCGACGCAUAGCCAUCCUGAACUGGUGGCAACAAGUCAAGCUCGGCGGGAAGCCUUCUCCUCCGAUGCCUGGAGACCCCGACUGGGUACCGGACACCCGUUUCGGAAGGGCUUCACAAUUGUGAAAUUACACAGAUGUGAAGAAUGUGGCCAAAUUAGACAACAGGUACCGUCGACUCCUCAACCAAUCAGAAUGAGAGCUAUCAGAAUGAGCUCCAAACCAUGACGCCAUUUCCCCCGCGGCCGCGCUUCUAUCUUUUCUCUGCCUUGGCAUGUUGGCGAGUAUUUCGUGACACAUUCCCCAAUGUACAAGAUAUAACAUCUGUAUAUCGCAUUCAGAGAGAGGAAACUGAUUAUCAUGUGUUCAAUCAGAUGGCAGUGUUAGAACUGUGUUAGAAAAACAGAUUUCAUCAAAUGGAAUAUCAUCAUUAUUUAUAUGGUUACUAAACCAUCGCUCUCUUUAGGUGGAUUUUACUGAGAGACGUGUUCCCUAUAUCUGAUAGGAUAGAAUUUGAGAUGUCUUUGUUUUACGGGUGUAAAUGGCCUUACUCUUCUGGAGUGACAGCGACAUCCAACUUGAUUUAAGUUGUACUCAUCUUACUGGAAUAAAGCUGUUUGUGCAGGA